AGCUGCCCCCGAAAACCUUCCUUCUGCGCAGCACACGUAUCCCUAUCAUGUCUAGCUGGCAGUUCCUGUGUGUGGCGCUGCUCGCGCUGCUCGGCGCGCUGCAGCUGGUGGCCGCCGACUCCAACGUGAUCGUGCUGACCAACGCCGACUUCGAGCACAAGACGCAGGCCGGCUCGGGCGCCACGACCGGCGACUGGCUCGUCGAGUUCUACGCGCCGUGGUGCGGCCACUGCAAGAAGCUGGCGCCCAUCUACGAGAAAGUGGCGGACGAGCUCAAGGGCGAGGUGAACGUGGCCAAGGUGGACGUGACGGACAACGCGGAGCUGGGCAAGCGCUUCGGCAUCCGCGGCUUCCCCACGGUGCUGCACUUCAGCCACGGCAAGUCGUACAAGUUUACGGGCAAACGCACGCUGGAGGACCUGGCGGCCUUCGCGCGCGGAGGCUUCAAGAGCGUGGACGGCGAGGUCGUGGGCGCCGCGCCGAGCUUCCUGGACUUCGCCAAGCAGCAGGCGCUGGACGUCAAGAGGGACUUCAUCACGCUGCUGGCCACCAAGAAGAACGUGCUGCUGGUCACGUUCUCCAGCGGCCUGCUGCUCGGCCUGCUGCUCGGCUGCAUGUGCGGCUGCUGCACGAGCCGCGGCUCCAAGGCGCCCAAGAGCAAGAAGGAGUAGGCCGACAUGGGCUGCUGCAAGUUGUGCGGACGUUGUAGUUCUCGGUGAGCUAUGGCUCUGUGUGUCUUUACAUUUUUUAAUGGAGCUGUUUGCACUGC
Messenger RNA from Phytophthora sojae, 769 nucleotides. RefSeq lists its product as hypothetical. Gene Ontology annotation, biological process: response to endoplasmic reticulum stress. The coding region runs from base 48 to 671 and encodes 207 amino acids. The record is from RefSeq and is a predicted model, not a curated record. Gene Ontology annotation, cellular component: endoplasmic reticulum lumen. The transcript has a single exon. Gene Ontology annotation, molecular function: protein-disulfide reductase activity; protein disulfide isomerase activity. NCBI's taxonomy places the organism in Eukaryota, Oomycota, Peronosporomycetes, Peronosporales, Peronosporaceae.